Messenger RNA from Mugil cephalus (flathead mullet), 2896 nucleotides. RefSeq names its product lymphocyte cytosolic protein 1 (L-plastin) (gene lcp1). Gene Ontology annotation, molecular function: actin filament binding; calcium ion binding. The coding region runs from base 169 to 2025 and encodes 618 amino acids. Gene Ontology annotation, cellular component: actin filament; actin filament bundle; cytoplasm. Lineage: Eukaryota; Metazoa; Chordata; Actinopteri; Mugiliformes; Mugilidae. The record is from RefSeq and is a predicted model, not a curated record. Gene Ontology annotation, biological process: actin filament bundle assembly; actin filament network formation. The transcript is spliced from 16 exons.
GUGUUGUCGCCGUGCUUUCGGUGCCAACUCAGUGCGGGGCUUGUCAAUCGGUGAGCAGCACAGCAGCCAGAGAGACCUGCUGAGGAAGAGAGAGAAGAGAGAUUGAGCAAGUCACCCUCCACGCCCAGAGAUCACCAGCCUCCUCGACGCACCCCUCAGGUUCCCAACAUGGCCACUCCAAUUUCUCCAGAGGAGCUUGAGGAACUUAAAGAAGCCUUUGCUAAGAUUGAUGUGGACAACAACGGAUUUAUCAGCAAAGAUGAGCUCAACGAGCUCUUCAAGGCUGCCAACCUGUCACUGCCGGGCUACAAAGUCAGAGAGAUCAUCCAGGAGCUGACCAAGUCCAGCUCACAGCUCACCUUUGAUGAGUUCACUCAUAUCGUCCACGGCCUGAAGAGCAGUGAGGUGGCAAAGACCUUCAGGAAAGCCAUCAAUAAGAAGGAGGGGAUCUGUAGUGUGGCAGGAACCUCAGAGCAGUCGGGCACCCAGCACUCCUACUCAGAGGAGGAGAAGGUGGCCUUUGUGAACUGGAUCAACAAAGCUCUGGAGAAGGACCCAGACUGUAAACACGUGCUGCCAAUGGACCCAAACAGCGACGACCUGUUCACUGCUAUGGGAGAUGGAAUCGUCCUCUGUAAAAUGAUCAACCUUUCUGUGCCCGACACCAUCGACGAGAGAACCAUCAACAAGAAGAAGCUGACGCCCUUCACCAUCCAGGAGAACUUGAACCUGGCUCUGAACUCGGCCUCGGCCAUCGGCUGCCACGUGGUGAACAUCGGAGCCGAGGACCUGAAGGAGGGCCGGCAGCAUCUGGUCCUGGGUCUGCUGUGGCAGGUCAUCAAGAUCGGACUGUUCGCCGACAUCGAGCUCAGCAGGAACGAAGCUCUGAUCGCUCUGCUGCGUGAUGGAGAGAGUCUGGAGGACCUCAUGAAACUGUCCCCCGAGGAGCUGCUGCUGCGUUGGGCCAACUAUCACCUGGAGGAGUCCGGCUGUGGCAAGAUCAACAACUUCAGCUCCGACAUCAAGGACUCCAAGGCGUACUACAACAUCCUGAACCAGGUGGCCCCCAAAGGAGAUGAAGAGGGAAUCCCACCCAUCGCCAUCGACAUGUCAGGACUCAGAGAGAAGGACGACCUGAAGCGUGCUGAGUGCAUGCUGGACCAGGCCGACAAGCUCGGAUGCAGACAGUUCGUCAUGCCCACAGACGUCGUCCGCGGCAACCCCAAACUCAACCUGGCUUUUAUCGCCAAUCUGUUCAACAAGUAUCCGGCGCUGAAGAAGCCCGAGAACCAGGAGAUCGACUGGAGCUCCAUCGAGGGUGAAACCAGGGAGGAGCGCACCUUCAGGAACUGGAUGAACUCACUGGGCGUCAACCCUCGUGUCAAUCACCUCUACGCAGACAUUGACGACGCCCUGGUCAUCUUCCAGUUGUAUGAGAAGAUCAAGGUACCAGUGGACUGGGACAAAGUCAACAAGCCACCCUACCCUAAACUGGGCAGCAACAUGAAGAAGCUGGAGAACUGUAACUACGCCGUGGAGUUGGGCAAAAAGGAGGCCAAGUUCUCCCUGGUCGGCAUCGCUGGUCAGGACCUGAACGCAGGGAAUCGAACCCUCACUCUGGCUCUACUGUGGCAGCUCAUGAGGAGGUACACCCUGAACAUCCUGGAGGACCUGGGUGACGGUCAGAAAGUCACUGACGACACCAUUGUGGCCUGGGUCAACGACAUGCUCACACAAGCUGGAAAACCAACCAUCUCCAGCUUUAAGGACGGGUCCAUCAGCAGCAGUAUGCCGGUUCUAGACCUGAUCGACGCCAUCCAGCCUGGAUCCAUCAGAUACGACCUGCUCAAGACAGAAGACCUGACGGAGGAGGAGAAACUCAACAACGCAAAGUACGCCAUCUCCAUGGCCAGGAAGAUCGGGGCCCGUGUGUACGCGCUGCCUGAGGACCUGGUGGAGGUCAAACCUAAGAUGGUGAUGACGGUGUUCGCCUGCCUCAUGGCACGUGGCAUGAAGAGAGCCUAAAGAACCCCCCGCCCCCCAUGAGUGACCCAGAACAACCCAGAACCUGGACCUGAUCGCCACCCAGACCACCAAGGAAACUUUUAACAGACCAAGAAUAAACUCAAAUCACAGAAAUAUUGAAGUUGCAGUUUUUAAAACGGAGGUGAUUUCUGUUACAGUUAAAACUUUUAAACUUAAUCCUAUAAAGUCUAAGGUGACAGUCUUUUUGAGACCACAGCGUAUCUUAAAUCUUAAACAUGGAGCGUUUGAGGUGAAGUUUAAACCUGAGAGGAGUUCUGAUGUUUUCAUUAUGUGGAGAUAAAUCUGUCUCUGACCGCUCUAAGACAAAUAAACAGUUUAACUGAACCGAUGAGAUUUCUGCCAGCUGCUCACUCUGUAACUGAACAACUUAACACAACAGUUUCCCACAUGCCUGGUUCCAGAUUAUAAAGCUUUAAAACCAACAGAAGGCAGAGGAAGGUUUUUCAGAUGAGUUGAAAUAUUGCAGUAUUACUUGUUGCUGUAUUCGUUUUUCCACUGGUCUGACUUCCUCCUCCUCAUGUCAGUUUCAGGCUUUUUAUCUUUCAGCUCUUAAAAUGAUUUGCUACUUCUGUUUCACUCUAAACUGAACUCUGGUAACUCCUCACCAUUCAGCGUCCUCAGGAAGAUCACUGCUAUUUGGUUUCACUUUUAUUUCUAAAGAGCUUUGUUUUUUGUUGCUUUAAAUAAUCAGUGGUUGUCUGAAGCAGCAAGUUGAUUUUUCCUAUGAAGAGCUUCCUGUACACUUCCAUCCUGUUUCUGUGGUAGCUGACAUGUCCCAGGCAGAGCCACAGUUUGAAUCAGGAAGUUUAAACCUGAUGUACACAACUAAUAAACACAUUUUGUAUUGAAA